UUAUGAAACAGAUUAAGCUCCUAUGAUCCAGCGCCCCGCUGCGCUGAACUGGUUAUGAAAGAAACAUCUCUGGAGUUUCAUUAGAAACAGAGGGCCUCUUGUCUGAAAAUGUCCCUCCGUCUCACAAACAYCUUAAUAAGCUGGGGCUGGAUCGCACUAAUCUUUAAAGGACCUCGCUGCCCGGGGCGCCUCACAUUUGAGGAGGAAACCAGAGCUACAGUUUGAAUCUUUCCCUGGUUUUAAAUUUGAUUUAAUUUUUUAAAAAUGACCUGGACCCUGAGGACGGUGUACCACGUCGCAGGAUUCAGCUGGUACGCUUUGGUUGUUAAAUAUCUCGCAGCGAAGGAUGGAGACCAGCUGCCGACAGGAAUAUUUGUCUACGGAGGACCGUGGAAGUACCUCACUUUUUUAAAUUUGCUGUUACAGAUGACCUUCUUCGGCCUGGCGGCGGUGACGGACCUCCAGCAGGAGAAGACGGGGAGCGCUCUGCUCAAGUGGAAAGACCUCCUCUUCUCCGUCUUUGCUUUCCCUGUCGGCAUGUUUGUCGUUUUGCUUUUCUGGACGAUCUACGCCAUUGACAGAGAGCUGGUGUACCCGGCCGCCCUCGACUCCUUCUUCCCUCCCUGGAUAAACCACGCCAUG
Messenger RNA from Austrofundulus limnaeus, 642 nucleotides. Its product is annotated as androgen-dependent TFPI-regulating protein. Gene Ontology annotation, cellular component: endomembrane system; membrane. Lineage: Eukaryota; Metazoa; Chordata; Actinopteri; Cyprinodontiformes; Rivulidae. The record is from RefSeq and is a predicted model, not a curated record.